AUGAGCCGACAGAGCGGCCCCUAUCGCAGCGUCCCAGGAUCACAGCCGCAGCCACGAGGCGCCAUGCCUUCCUACAAGCAAGUCUCAUACACACCGCCAGCCGCUGGUCGUCCUGGUCCGCGUGGUGCGGCCCCAAGCCAGAACACGUCCGGCUCCUUCUCAAGCGCCGACGCCUCCUCCAACACCCAUCAGCAGCGUCUCUUGCCAACCACUGGCUACCGCGCACGCAACAAUCAGCAGAGCGGCCGUCCUUCCAUGGCCAGCUCGCGCGCCAACACUUUCGCAUCAUCCGGCUCAGCCUCCGCCUCAGACUACAAGUACGCUACAGGCGGCGGUGCUGGCCAGCCCCUCUUCAACGGUCCCGAAGACGACGAUGACAUGCAUGACUGGAAGAAGGAGUCGCAUUCGCAUGCCAUGUCCUGGCGCGGUAUUGCCAAUGUCGCCACCCUCUUCUUUCUCGUCACUGGCCUCGUCGCUCUCUUCGCUGGUUACCCUAUCAUCUCGCACUUCGAGAAGGCCCGUAACAAGGCUGCUCAAAACGGCUUCAACAUCGGCGGCACCAACGGCUCUGGUCAGGUCCCCGAUCUCCCCCUCUUCAGUCUUGUCGACUCGGACACGCCGCAGUCUGCUUACACCCGCACUUCGGCGGCUGACGGCAAGUCGUACCACCUUGUCUUCUCCGACGAGUUCGAGAAGGAAGGUCGCACCUUCUGGCCCGGUGAUGACCCGUUCUGGGAGGCCAUCGAUCUCUAUUACGGCGUCACGGGUGACUACGAAUGGUAUUCGCCCGAUGCGGUCAACACCACUGGUGGCGCUCUCACUAUCACCAUGACCCAGAAGACCACGCACAAUCUCAACUUCCAGUCGGGCAUGCUCCAGUCUUGGAACAAGUUCUGCUUCCAGGGUGGCUACAUUGAGUUCUCGAUGCGCAUGCCCGGUUCGCCAUCGACCUCUGGCUACUGGCCUGGUCUCUGGUUGAUGGGCAACUUGGGCCGUCCCGGAUACCCUGGUUCCACUGACGGCAUGUGGCCCUACUCGUACGCCAGCUGUGACGCGGGCAUCUUACAGAACCAGACCUGGGUCAACGGCACGGGUCCCGACGGCGCCAUCAACUCGAAAGGUACCUAUUCGGUCGGCGGACAAGUCUCGCUUUUGUCGGGCAUGCGAUCUCCUGCCUGCACCUGCCCAGGCGAGGAUCACCCCGGUCCCAACGUCAAUGUCGCCCGUUCGUCGCCAGAGCUCGAUAUCCUCGAAGCCCAGAUUCAGAACCACCAGGGCGUGUCGCACGGCUAUGCUUCGCAGUCCUACCAAGUCGCACCGUUCGACUUGAGCUACGAGUGGGUCAACACGUCGGCUGCUGUCAAGAUCUACGAUGACGACGUGACCGUCAUCAACUCAUACAAGGGCAACGUCUACCAGGAAGCUGUCUCUUCGCUUACGCAGAUUCCCGACACUGGCUACGUUGACAGUUCCAAUGCGUACGUCACCUAUGGCGUGGAGUACCAGCCAGACUGGAAUGAGAACGGAGGUGGUUCCAUCACCUGGUAUGUCGGCGGCAAGCCCUCGUGGUCGGUCAACGGCAAGGCCAUGCCCGCAAACCCUCCCAUGGACAUUGGCAUCCGCACCAUCUCGGUCGAGCCCAUGUCCAUCAUCAUGAACCUUGGCAUGUCUCCCACCUUCCAGCGUGUCAACUUCGGCGCGGGCGGCGUUCAGUUCCCCGCCAUCAUGUCGGUCGACUACGUCCGCGUGUAUCAGCUGGACGGCCAGACAGAUCGCAUCUCCUGCGAUCCUGCUGACCAUCCAACCGCCCAGUACAUCGCAAACCAUCCAGAUCUCUAUCACAACGAAAACUAUACUCGCUAUACAGACUCCAAGCGCAAGUGGCCAAAGAACAGGCUCACUGGAUGCUGA
Messenger RNA from Kalmanozyma brasiliensis GHG001, 1911 nucleotides. Its product is annotated as Beta-glucan synthesis-associated, SKN1. Gene Ontology annotation, cellular component: endoplasmic reticulum membrane; plasma membrane. Bases 1 to 1911 code for a protein of 636 amino acids. NCBI's taxonomy places the organism in Eukaryota, Fungi, Basidiomycota, Ustilaginomycetes, Ustilaginales. The record is from RefSeq and is a predicted model, not a curated record. Gene Ontology annotation, molecular function: glucosidase activity. Gene Ontology annotation, biological process: (1->6)-beta-D-glucan biosynthetic process; fungal-type cell wall organization. The transcript has a single exon.